Messenger RNA from Saccostrea cuccullata (small rock oyster), 2150 nucleotides. Its product is annotated as adhesion G protein-coupled receptor L3-like. Bases 77 to 1936 code for a protein of 619 amino acids. Gene Ontology annotation, biological process: cell surface receptor signaling pathway; adenylate cyclase-activating G protein-coupled receptor signaling pathway. The transcript is spliced from 20 exons. NCBI's taxonomy places the organism in Eukaryota, Metazoa, Mollusca, Bivalvia, Ostreida, Ostreidae. Gene Ontology annotation, cellular component: plasma membrane. Gene Ontology annotation, molecular function: G protein-coupled receptor activity. The record is from RefSeq and is a predicted model, not a curated record.
AACACUCUCGUAUUGUGAUGACUUGAAACACAAAGAACGUGGAGACUGUGUACCAAAUAUUGAGAAGAUUGAUAAAAUGGUUGAUUCAGUUCUUAGAGGAAAUCAGUCAAAGAAAGAAAUAGAACUGACGAUUGAGAGGGCACUACAUAAAUUACAAGAUAUUUCCAUCAGUAAAGAACCCACUUCUGAAGAUUUGGACAGAUCCAUCAACUUUUUAGAUAAAAUUGUGAAUGUUUCUAGGAGAUUUAAUGUCUCAAUCCCAAGGAAGGUGAUUGUGACAACAAUUGACAACCUUCUUGCUGACAACCAUACUGUCGCAUGGCAGAACACGUCCACAAAACAGGCGAUUGCAAGAGUCAAUAAGAUAUUCAGAUUGGUAGACAAGGUUGGCCUUCAUAUCUUGGAAACCAUCAAAGAGAAUGAAACAAUGAAAUUUAACUCAACGACAAAUAUAGUUUUUACAGUUGCAAAGAUUCCAGCAGAACAAAGUGUAAAUUUCCCGGAAAACAGUAGCAUCUUGGGGUCAUCACUGGUGUUUCCUGUGCAGACUCAACACUUUAAUCAUUAUAUCGCAUACCUUGCUGUAAAAUAUAAUUCACUUGGAAACUUGGUUAACGACAACAAUAGAAAUAAAGAACAUUCAGAUUACAAUAUUUCCUCUGAUAUUAUGUCAUUAACACUCCAUGACCCUUUAUUUGGAGAAAGACUAGACCCUUCAUUGCGUUUAAAGUUCUUAAAACACGGGAAUUCCCACAAAUCGAUCAGAGAAUGUGUAUUUUGGGACUUUGACCUGAAUAACGGAACUGGUGGGUGGUCAACACGAGGAUGUAAAUUACUAUCUACAGAUGAUCUUCAUCUUCACUGUGAAUGCAACCAUCUGACAAAUUUUGCGGUACUGGUGCGACCAUACUCAAGGCUUCAAGAGGAAGAUAAGGCGUUGAGUUGGAUAUCUAUAAUUGGUUGUUCGAUAUCCGUGUUUCUCUCUUUGCUGACAGCCAUAAUUUACAUUGUUCUUUGGAAAACUAUUACAUGUGACGUCAGCAGAAUGGUCAAUAAGAUCACGGUGCUUCUCUGUCUCAGUAUUGCCCUGGCGUACACGAUAUUUCUGAUAGGAGUGGACAAGAUGCAGCAUAAGGUCGGAUGCACUGUCAUUACAGCACUGUUACAUUGUUUGUUCCUUUUUAUUUUCUUUCUGAUGCUGGCCCUUGGGUUGUACUAUUUCAGCAGCAUUUCACUGAUCAAAAUAUCAUUUUCCAAAGCAACAACAUUUCAAAGUAAAGCCAAUUUCUUCGGUAAAAUCAUCUGGGGAAUUGUAUCUGUUAUGCCAGCGUUUAUAACCGCAGUAACAUUUGGAGUUGUAUAUUCAAUGAACAAAAACUAUCAUUCAAAGACCAGUUGCUGGUUAUCACUUGAAAGCGGGGCUUUGUAUGGUUUCAUUGGACCUGUAGCUUGCAUUGUCCUGAUCAAUAUUGUUAUUGUUAUUAUCCUCUCAGUGACUCUUUGCUCCAUGGGAUAUUCACCACAAGAUAAGACGAAGAACAGAAUAGUAGCCGGAAUAAAGUCCAUCUGUACCCUGUUACCUGUUCUUGGAGUGACGUGGUUGUUUGGCCUUUUGUCCAUUAAUGAAGAUGUGGUCGUCUUUCAGUAUAUAUUUGCAUUGUUGAAUUCCUUUCAGGGGCUUUUCAUUUUUAUCUCCAAAUGCCUUUUAAGUAAAAAGAUCAAAAAGUCGCUUUGUGAGAGAAUAUAUAAAAGAGAUUCAGAAAAUUGGAGAAGUAGACUCAUUACAUUACCAACCAGUAAUCCGCUGUCCAUGAAAACAAAAGAGUUUUCUUCCUUGUCAAAAAUCCAAACUGAAGAAGAAGAUUCUACGAAAGAAGUAAGCGAAGGGAAUUGCAUCAGGGGUAUUUCUUUCAAGAGUAGAGAGAAAAAAUUAUAGACAAUUGAUUACAACAUGAAAUAAUAUCCACUAAUUAGAAAGAAAAAUGGAGAAAGAUCCUUUGAAGAAACUUUCAUCACUAAAGCAGCGUAUUAAAGACUUCAUAUAAUGUCUAAACAUAACUGUUGCUAUCGUGAGCCUUGUGGAAGCUCAUUUGUAUCCUAAUCUUGGCUCUGAGAUCAACUCUCGUUCAAACAUACGAAUUUUAUCAAAG